AAGAAGAAGAAGCAGUAGAAGAAGUCGUCACAGUUUGGGAUUUCCGACACUAGCUGAAUAGCCCCAAAUAGAAUGACGUGAUGAGAACUAAUGGAAAAUGAGAACUCUCCCCUCGCUGUGGCCACCAGCCCUGGCCGAAGUGUGGUUUUCUUUGACUUGGAGACAACAGGACUUGGUCAGAGCUGUGAAAUCGUCCAGCUGGCUGCAGUAAGUGGGGGUCACUCUCUGAACCUCUACACUGUCCCACGAUGUCAGAUGCAGCGUGGAGCCGCCAAGGUCACAGGCUUCAGAGUCCGGAGGCACAGGCUCUACCACCAUCGKUGCCCUGUCCUGACCAACACCCUCAAAGAAGUCCUAGUCUCCUUCAUAGCCUUCUUGCGCAUGCUGGACUGCCCAACGGUCGUUGGUCACAAUAUCCGUCGCUUCGACUGCCCUGUGCUAGCUAGAGCGCUUGACGAGUUUGACCUUAAAGCUGAGUUCCAGUUAGCAGUUUCUGGUUGCUUGGACACGCUCCCGUUGGCGCGAGAGAUUCUGAAGGGACGUGGACUCCAGAGUUUUCGGCAGGAAAACCUUGUUCGGAUAGUSGUUGGCAUCUCCUACGAGGCGCAUGAUGCCUUGGAGGAUGUGAGGGCYCUGCAGAGGCUCUAUAGUGCCCUCAGGCCCACGCCAGAGCAGGUCCUCAGACAGAGCUUCACCCUGGACACCAUGGCAGAGCCAGCACCCAAGCAGCCCCCUGCAGCCAAGGCCAAGGGGUCCUGUAAGGCACCAGGUCAGUGGCCCCUGUGGAAGAACUUCAAACAGGCGGUGAAGGUCACAGAGGGUCCCAAAGGGGGCACCACAGGGCCAUAGUGAUGCAACUUUUAUAAUGGAUAAUGGUUGUAAAUUAAAAUAAAUGGGCAUUUUCACAUGUUGUGGAGAUUAUAAAUUACAGCUGCUCAGUUAAAUAAUCUAAGGUUCUGACUUUGUGAUGGAUUGUAAUGUAUUUGUGUAAUUGUUUUAAAUUCAAUAUGUUUUCAGAAAAUAAAGCUGUAAAUAUUUUGUUGUAA
Salvelinus sp. IW2-2015 is the source of this 1046-nucleotide messenger RNA. It is a transcript of the gene plex9.2, whose product is annotated as PML-like exon 9.2. Gene Ontology annotation, molecular function: nucleic acid binding; 3'-5'-DNA exonuclease activity. Gene Ontology annotation, biological process: DNA catabolic process. The record is from RefSeq and is a predicted model, not a curated record. Gene Ontology annotation, cellular component: cytoplasm. Lineage: Eukaryota; Metazoa; Chordata; Actinopteri; Salmoniformes; Salmonidae.